Messenger RNA from Procambarus clarkii (red swamp crayfish), 4789 nucleotides. RefSeq names its product ataxin-2 homolog. Gene Ontology annotation, molecular function: mRNA binding. Gene Ontology annotation, cellular component: cytoplasmic stress granule. Gene Ontology annotation, biological process: cytoplasmic stress granule assembly. The record is from RefSeq and is a predicted model, not a curated record. NCBI's taxonomy places the organism in Eukaryota, Metazoa, Arthropoda, Malacostraca, Decapoda, Cambaridae.
CCUUCAUGUAAAGGUGCCAUUGCACUCAGCUCCUGGGGGAAGUGUUGAGAAUCUUGUGUUUUGCCGUUAUGCCUGGCGUGUAGGGUGUUGAGGCCGCGCUGACCCCCGGGAACACUCGCCGCCACGCCUGCCCACUCGUAAACCGUUGUUUGUCGCCUCGUUGUCAAGAAAGGACCAUCAAAAUUCCGGUCCCCAGCGAAUUUCGGCAGACCCGUCCAGGGAGAGCCGAAGACAUGAACGCCAGGUCGAGGAAAACCCGCUCGAGCUCCGCCAGGGGCGGUCGUGGGAAAGGAGCGGAGAGGCAAGUGCCGGCUGAUGGUGUGUACACUAACCACCGCUUCAUGCAGUCCGUCGGAGCUCUGGUGGGGCUCCCAGUAAGGAUACAAACGAAGACGAACGAUAUAAUUGAAGGCGUCUUCACGACAUUUAGUCCCAACUUUGACUUGGUGUUAGAUAUGGCUCACCCGGUGCCCCGAGGAGACACCGCAAUAAUCAACCCGGAGACCAUCAAGCGUAAGAUGAUCUUCACUGCAGCUGAUAUAGUCACUAUUAAGGUCGCCAAUGUCGAUCUAGAAUAUGCAACAAGAGAAGGGUUCGCUGUAGAUCAAGUUAUUAGCCGUUAUAAUGGUCAAGUAGUAGAGAAGACGCUGGAGCCCUGGCAAGGAGAACCCGCGUCUGAAGAUAGCGUAGUACUAGGAGAUGAAAGUUCGAAUGGCUGGGAUGUAGAUGAUAUGUUUCGUAAGAAUGAAGAAAAAUAUGGAGUAACUACUUCAUACACGCCAGAAAUGGAAGGGUACACGACCCCUCUAAACAAAAGAAAUACCGCAGAAUAUAGAGAGCGCGAAAAAGAAGCGUCGAGAAUUGCGGCGGAAAUUUUGAAAUCGCCAACGUCGACGGCGCAGUCUGAACUGGAGAAUGGAGACGAGGAAGACAAACAUGCGGCAGUAAUGAGACCAGGCGAGCAAGCUGCGGGAGGACUGGCUGGCGGUAAAUAUGUACCGCCCAUGAUGAGGAAUAAAGGCAAGAAUGGGGGCAAGUUACAGAGAUCGACACCGCCGCCCACAGGGCCACGAUACAACAAUCACGGAGGCCCCAAUCCCCCGGCGUCCACCUCUCCGUCUUACCCGGGACCGCCGGCAAGCCACAGCCCCGUGGGAAGCCUGGCGGGAGUGUCGCCGGUCUAUCCUCCGCAGCAACAGCCACAGCUUCCGUCGCCUCAUUCGCCCUCCCCGGCUGCUCAUCCUCCUCUGCACCGCAACAAUUCGCAGGGCGCUCAUCACGCGCACGCUACAGAUACCAAAGUUAAUGGGGAUGCAAAGGGGUCUUAUGAUCGUAGGAAUCACGACGGAUCUAUGAAUGAAUCGAGUCGAGAAGGUCGGCACAAUAGUAAUCAUAAUAAUAAGGUAGACAUGCACAAUCGACAGCACCAUGGGCCGCCACCUCACAACGAUGGCCAGCACCCUGUUCAACCACAGCAAAAGCCGCCACAGCAGAAGCCACCGCCGCCUCCGCAACAGCUGCAUCAACAAAACCAACACACGAGUCACAUGCCGCCCGUUGGCCAGGGCGAUCACCGCAAGGCCGAGCCACGGGAACAGCGGGAACCUCGCAAGCAACAUCGUAUGAAGGAAGAACAAAUUGCCGAGUUGAGAAAGUUCGGCGAGGACUUCAAGUUGUCUGAUCAAGCGGACAAGAAAUCACAGACACAUCACCAACAGGUGCCACCGCAGCAGCAGCAACAGCAACAGCAACAACAGCAGCAGCAGCAACAGCAGCCACCGCCACCACCACAGCAGCAGCAGACUCAGUCACAGCCACAGCAACAGUCACAGACCCAACAGCAGCAACCUCAGCCUCAACCACAGCAGCAACAGCAGCAGCAGCCCCACCCACAGCAGCAGCCCCACCUGCAGCAGCAGCCCCACCCACAGCAGCCCCACCCACAGCAGCCCCACCUGCAGCAGCCCCACCCGCAGCAGCCCCACCCACAGCAACCACUCCAGCAGCAGCCCCACCCACAGCAACCCCACCCACAGCAACCCCACCCACAGCAACCCCACCCACAGCAACCCCACCCACAGCAACCCCACCCACAACAGCCUCACCCACAACAGCCUCACCCACAACAGCCUCACCCACAACAGCCUCACCCACAACAGCCUCACCCACAGCAACCCCACCCACAGCAACCCCACCCACAGCAACCCCACCCACAGCAACCUCACCCUCAGCAUCACCAGCACCAGCAACCACAGCAACAGCAUCACCAGCAGCAGCAACCACAGCAACAGCCGCCGCCACCACCACCACAAUCAUUGCAGCAACAACCGCCACCCAUUCCCCAACAACAUCUGCCACCGCAGCACUUGCCGCCCCAGCAACACCCGCAGCAGAGACAAACUCCUCCAGUGUCGACAGCAAUGCCUCCUGGACCCCCUCAGUCUGCCCCGCAAACCUCUCACCAUCCACAAAAUACGCCUACGAUGACCAUGAGCCCAGCCACGGAAAUCGGUAAACCUCUCGAGGAGAUUGACAAGAUGGCCGCCGUGUCUCACUCCAAGCUUAAUCCUAAUGCUAAGGAAUUUGUCUUAAACCCUAAUGCCAAGCCUUUCAGUCCUCGUUCACCGAGCACGACCACCCCUCCUCGGCCUCACACACCCCAGACACCACAGAUUCCGCCAAAUCAGCCGCUACAGAUGCCCGGGAUGCACCAGGCCAUGGUAUUGACCACAGGCUCGUUUUCUGUACAGCAGCCCCCGCGAUUCCCUAAAAGAGGGUUUUCAUUUUCCACAGUUCCAGUGGGUAAUAACCAGCGUCCUGAGUACGCGUCACAGAUGCAAGUGGCAGCUGCAACAGGUCAGCCCAUCCUGGCUCCAGCACCCAUGAACACUCAGCCGCAGGCCAUGACUGCUGUCCCAAUAGCACAGAAUAUGUUACCUCAAACACAGCAUUACCAGCAGUACCCUGGUGUGCCUAUGAUGUUGCGGUUUCCUCAUGCUGGUAUGCCUAUGGUGACUGCUAUGGUGCCAACAUCGAUGGGUUUGUGUCACCAGAAUCCCGACUCUCAACAGCAGUCGCAGCAACAUGGCCAUCAGACAAUGUACAUGGCUCAGGCUAGCUUACCGCCUCACCAGCCACAUCCCGCGCACACACCUGGCCCAGUUCCUCAGCCUACUCAGCCACCGACCCCACAGAAUCCAGGAGGCGGCAGCGGACCUCCAAACAUGCCCAAUCCACCUUCGACUCCUGGACCAACUCCGCCGCAGCCCCUCAUUUACCCACACAUGGGAGGACAACCAUCUCUGCCUCAACACUUGCCGCAGCACUCUCCCCACACGGCACAGUCGCCCCACGCACCACAGUAUCCGGGGCCGGGUCAGAAUCCACCGUCGGGUGCCGGGGGCCAUCACGGAGGGCCGGGCCAGCAAAUGGCCACUCAGUUUGUGAUGCUGCCUCCACAUAUUGUGCACCAUUCGGGACCGCCGCCACACUCUGCCACGGCACACAUUCCCUCCUCCAUGGCGGGCUUCACUCCUACGUCGUCGGCCGGUGUACAGCAUUUACCAUCGGCUCCUCAUAUUCAAUACUUUUCAAGUAAGCAUCACCCACGGUUCACACAUUGAGGUGCUGCAUCGUUUAGAUAAAAAAAAAAAAAGAGGUUUUAUCAACAAUAUGAGGUAGUUCCUCAGUGAAUAUUGCUUUCUAUUUGAUUGCCACUAUUUGAUCUGUAUAAACUAUUGACAUUUAUUAUAGGGUUUUUGUGAAUUUGGGUCCAUAUCUGAACCAUGGUAUAUCUGGCAAAGUGAAGGGAGAUGAUGCUCACGAGGUGAAAAACGGUGUUUGUACCCGCAGGUACAGCCAGCAGCCAUGGUCGCUACAUGCCCCUCCUCCAUCACAGCCAAUGAAGCUUGGGGCUUAGUAACACCAAAUUCACACUUACUCCCCAGCCUUCAGUCGUGUCUGCCUGAGUGUCUGGCCUCCAUACAGGGUGGGACUUGGUGCGUGCAGGAAUAUUGGGGGGGGAUGUUUUGUUGUCGUGUUGAGAGAUGUAUUUAGUGUAGAUCGGUUAAUAUAUUGAUCUUGUUUAUAGUUGGUGUGUCAGUUUGUGUGUGGAGCAUUUGAAACUGGAGCCAUUUGCUAAAUUUUUAUACAUAUAUUAAAUAAGCAAAAUGUAAGGGGGACUUAUGCAAGGGGUUAUUUUACGGGUAUACUCCCAUAGGUUUUUCUCUCAGAUACAUUUUAGUAUUGCGAGGGUUCAACUCCCAAAUGUGAAUGGCGGGUCGCCGCAACAAUAUGAGCUCCUUUAAUGAUUACACAACUGAAGUACUGUUAGGCGUGGAGAUUGACGCGUGUACUGUUAGGGGUGGAGAUUGACGCGUGUACUGUUAGGCGUGGAGGUUGACGUGUGUACUGUUAGGGGUGGAGAUCGAUAUUUAUUGUUGAGAGUUAGAAGCUUUAUCAAGAGACCCAUAAUAUGAAAGUGUGGGGGGGGGGGGGGAGGUCAGGGUAAAGUAGUCGGUCUAGAAGAGUUUAUAUAGGGUUUUAUGGCAUGGUAACUUGUAAAGACUUGAGACGUUGGUGCCAAUUGUCAGGUGGGGGCGGCUGGAGAGCUGGGAAAUGUAAACAAAACACCAAAAAGUCAAUAAAUUACAUGAACCCUGGUGGUCUCAUUAGUAACUUUUUGAUAAAUGUAUGCACGUGAUGCAUUCAUGCUCGAGGCAAUAUUCUAUGAGAGACAAACUGACGAGGGGGCCUGUCAGACAGCUAGCCUAAUAAAAAAAAAAGCUCU